UGUCAAGUGUGCAGAAGUGUAAACAAACAGAGAGGAAAAGACUGUGUUUUAAAACGUGAAAAUCAUGAAAACCGAGGAGGAAAAUUGCGAUCUGAACGAGAGUUUUGACGAGGCCAUGAGCCCUGUAAACUCUGCCGAAUCAUCAGAUUCCGAUGAAACUCCACAAAAAUCUCGCAUUCGCGCGUCAAAGGAGAUUUUUGACACGAAAUUACUACUCAAGUACAUAAAAGAGUGUCCCUGGAUGUCGACAGUUGACGAGGAUUACUGCAAGAGAUUUCUGGAAUUGUAUCCGGAAAUUGGAGUCAGUUGGCAGAGUGUCUAUGAGAAAGUGGGUCGCAUGAGGCGACAGUACGUGUUGACGAAGAAGUGGCUUCACGAGAAUGUGGCGGACAUUGACGAGAACGAGAUAGAAAGGGAGGUGAAGCUGCGGUGCCCGCACUAUUAUGAAUUGGACGCAGUGCUGGAAGAGAAGGUGUUCGAUGUGAGUAAAGAGGCAGGUGGGGCGAGUGAGAUUGCGGUGGAGGAGAAUGGCGUGAAAGAGGAACAAUUUCCGGCUGGAGUUCCGGACAGGAAGGAUGAUUUGACAGCAAGAAGGCUGCAAUUUGAGAAGCGAAAAUUACAUUUCGAGAGCAUGAAGUUUGAGGAGGAGAAGUCUUUGGAGGCCGAGCGGCUGCAGUUCGAGGGUGAUGUACAGCAGAGGGAGAUGGAAUUGAGGCGCUAUGAGAUUGAGACGAAGCGAAUGCAUGUGGAGAGUGUGGGGGAGGUGCAGAGGUUGCGCUUAGCGAAGGAGGAGCGCAUCAAGAUGCUUCGCAUUGAGAUGGAGGCGAAAAAAGUGUAGAGAGAGAGCGAAAACACAUAUGAUAGAUUAAAGGGGAUGGAUUGCGAAAUAUUUGGCUUUAAAAUGCAGAUUCGCCAGACGUCUGCACAGCAUCCAGACAGAAAGUGAAAGCGGAUGAAAUUUGCCCAUGAGCAGAAUUCCCAUUGAGUGCACAGAAAGUGGGUGAAAACAAGAGCGUGCGAAAGUGAGUCAGUCGUCCUGGCAACGCGUUUGUUUACUCUCCAAUUGAUUCCCUCACAGUGAAAGUACCAGAGCGAAUGGAGAUGUCGGUGAGCAGCCUGAAGCCAUCAGUGGACGACACUUUCUACGAGUACCUCACGCUCAAUCUCUCGAAAGUGCUAAGUGUGUGAUUUAGUGCCAUCACAGCGGAUUAUCCCGCUGACUCGCAUGUUCUUUCCAUUCGAUAGACGCCGUGCCCAGAAUCACCAAUGUCACCUGCGAGAAGCGCUACCCUUGCGAGGCGGG
Phlebotomus argentipes is the source of this 1303-nucleotide messenger RNA. RefSeq lists its product as uncharacterized. NCBI's taxonomy places the organism in Eukaryota, Metazoa, Arthropoda, Insecta, Diptera, Psychodidae. The coding region runs from base 65 to 838 and encodes 257 amino acids. The transcript is spliced from 3 exons. The record is from RefSeq and is a predicted model, not a curated record.